Molecule: messenger RNA, 2532 nt
Organism: Parastagonospora nodorum SN15
Lineage: Eukaryota; Fungi; Ascomycota; Dothideomycetes; Pleosporales; Phaeosphaeriaceae
Exons: 3
Coding region: 1-2532 (843 amino acids)
Biological process (GO): intracellular protein transport; vacuole fusion, non-autophagic; endosomal transport
Cellular component (GO): HOPS complex; lysosomal membrane; cytoplasm
Molecular function (GO): actin binding
Source: RefSeq, a predicted model, not a curated record
AUGUCGAAGCCAACCGCCAACUGGGAGAAGGUGGGCGACAAGUUUUAUCGCAAAGUGCAGCUCUACACGGCCGUCUUCGAUGCGGACCUCGAGCUCGACAAGUACAGCGUGGUGGGCGCCCCAUACAGCGGCGCAGUAGUUGCCAAAACAGCCAUCUUCCGCGAUGAGGAGAAGCUGCACGCAUAUCGCGGGCCCGGCGCAUCCAAGUCGAGCAUCGACAUCUACAGCUGCGCCGGCAAGCUGAUUCGCAGCAUCAACUGGGACAAGGGCGCCAUCAAGGGCCUGGGCUGGUCUGAGGACGAGAAGCUGCUUGUCGUGACGGAAGACGGCACGGUGCGCUGCUACUAUGACCUGCAGGGCGACUUUGUCCCCUUCACUCUCGGCCACGAUGCAGACACGCUCGGCGUCGUCUCGUGCAAGUUCUACAGCACCGGCUUUGUCGCUCUGCUCGGCAACAACCACCUCAUCUCGGUCGCCUCGUACGCGGAACCACGCCCGAAGCUGCUCGCCAUCGCCCCAACCGAGCCCGUCGUGUCAUGGAGCAUCAUCCCGCCUGCAUACUCGCUCUCGCGCUCAGUCGAGGUUAUUCUGGCCAUCGGCACCACGCUCUAUGUCGUCGACGCCACCGAGGCAGAAGAUCGCAACUUUGACGCCGGCCCUUUUCGCCACAUCAGCGUCAGCCCUCGCGCCGAGUUCCUUGCAUUCUACACAGACGACGGCAAGGUGUGGGUCGUCAGUGGCGACUGGAGCGAGAAGCUCAGCGAGUAUGACAGCAAAGUCAAGACGGUGCCCAAGGACAUGCAGUGGUGCGGCUCCAACGCCGUAGCACUAGCAUGGGAGGACGAGAUUCACUUGAUCGGCCCCAAAAGCGCUGCUGCCAAAUUCUACUACGACUCGUGGGUGCAUCUGCUCCCGGACGUUGACGGCAUACGGCUCCUCACCAACGACGUUUGCGAAUUCAUCCAAAAGGUGCCCGACGAGGCCGUGGAUGUAUUCCGCCUAGGAUCCGAUUCCCCAGCUGCAAACCUUCUUGAGGCUUCGUCUCUGCUGGAGCAGAAGAGCCCCAAAGCAGAUGAUCUGAUCCAGCUGAUACGGCCGUCUCUCGCCGAUGCUGUUGACACCUGCAUCAAGGCGGCUGCACAUGAGUACCAGAUCCACUGGCAAAAGGCGCUGCUAAAAGCUGCCUCGUACGGCAAGUCGGUCCUGGACCUGUACUCGUCUGACGAUUUCGUCGACACAUGCGACACACUGCGAGUCCUCAACGCUGUGCGGUUUUACGAAGUUGGCUUGCCGCUCAGUUACGAUCAAUACCGACGCAUGACCCCCGAAAAGCUCAUCGAGCGCCUCACGAAUCGCAACGAUUACCUGCUUGCCUUGCGCGUAGCCGAGUACUUGCAUCUACCGGCAAGUCGUAUCCACGGACAUUGGGCACAGCAGAAGGUCCGCGUAUCUACUGACCCCGAAGAAGAGAUCUGCAGCCUGAUUGUGAAAAAGCUGCACGGGAAACCCGGCGUUUCAUUUGAGGAAAUCGCGCGGGCUGCUUAUGAUGAGGGUCGCGUUCGUCUUGCGACGGAACUACUCAACUACGAGCCAAGAGCCGGAAAGCAGGUCCCCCUACUUCUGAACAUGAAAGAAGAAAACAUUGCCUUGGAUAAAGCUAUCGAGUCUGGCGACACUGAUCUUAUCUACCACGUCUUGCUGCAUCUCCGUAAGAAGCUACCUCUAGCUUCCUUCUUUCGCGUCAUCAACAGUAGACCUGUAGCCACUGCCCUUGUCGAAUCAUCAGCCUGGGAUCAGGACAGAGAGCUGCUGAAAGACCUCUUCUAUCAAGACGACAGGAGACUAGACGGCUCAAACCUCUUGCUAUCGGAAGCCCUUUCACAAAGCAGCUUGCAUGCUUCGCUGGACAAGCUGAAAUUAGCCAGCAAGUAUUUGCAAGACUCUCGCGAUGCGUCGGCCGUCUUCCAGCGACAGGCCGUCGAUGAAGCCGCAAAGCUUUUUCGCCUCCAGGAGACGUUCGAGAGAGAUCUGGGUUUCCGCGAUACUGCGGCUGCCACGCCCGGGUCGCAACAGACCGCUUUUAUCGGGCUCAGUGCGCACGAAACGAUAUUUCAGCUCAUUCGUCAGGGUCACUACAAGCGUGCACAGAAAGUGCAGAGUGAGUUCAAGAUCGCCGACAAAGCAUACAUGUACAUCCGUCUUCGUGCCCUCGUUGCAGCGCGGCACUGGGUCGAGCUCGAAGAGUCUGCAAAGCAAAAGAAGAGCCCAAUUGGGUGGGAGCCGUUCUUCAAUGAAGUGCUUGCGGCAGGCAACACGAGGGUUGCAAGUGUUUUCAUUCCAAAGUGUACAAAUUUGCCGGUGGCCGAUCGCGUGGAUAUGUGGGUCAAGUGCGGUCUUUUCGUCAAGGCAGGGGAAGAAGCUUUCAAGGCCAAGGAUCGAGCACUACUAGAGGACCUGAGAAGUAAAGCUGGGGGAAGUGCAGCGGUGGAGAUUGAGAGGCUCCUAGGCAUGUUGCCUCAUGGGAGGAAAUAA